AAAUAGGAACAAAGUUGGUUACAUAUUACAUGGGCUUUACCCGAAGUUUUCCUCCCACUCUUCUUUAGUAUGCGACCAUGGGGAAAGUGACCACUCCUGUCAGCGGGAGAGGUCGGGGUGCUUUGGUGGCGAGGGAGAGGCUGUAACUUCUACGUGACCAUGGUACCUGUUGAAAACACAGAGGGCCCCAGUCUGCUGAACCAGAAGCGGGGAGCGGCGGAGCCUGAUGGCAGCUACAGAGCCGGCGGCGGCCGGGAUCCUCCCUGGGCGAGAGGUUGCAGCAUGUUCACCUUCCUGUCCUCUGUCACUGCGGCUGUCAGUGGCCUCCUGGUGGGUUAUGAACUUGGGCUUAUCUCUGGGGCACUUCUUCAGAUCAGAACUGAAUUAGGCCUGACCUGCCAUGAGCAGGAAAUGGUGGUGAGCGCCCUGCUCAUUGGGGCCUUCGUCGCCUCUCUCAUCGGAGGGGUCCUGAUAGACAGGUAUGGAAGGAGGACAGCGAUCAUCUUGUCGUCCUGCCUGCUGGGACUCGGAAGCUUAGUCUUGAUACUCAGUGUGUCCUACACGGUUCUUAUCGCGGGACGCAUCGCUAUAGGGGUUUCCAUCUCACUGUCUUCCAUUGCCACGUGUGUUUACAUCGCGGAGAUUGCUCCCCAGCACAGAAGAGGCCUUCUCGUGUCACUAAACGAGCUGAUGAUUGUCAUCGGCAUUCUUUUCGCCUAUAUUUCAAAUUAUGCAUUUGCCAAUGUUUCCCGUGGCUGGAAGUAUAUGUUUGGUCUUGUUAUUCCCUUGGGAGUUUUGCAAGCGAUUGCAAUGUACUUUCUUCCUCCCAGCCCGCGGUUUCUGGUGAUGAAAGGAAAAGAGGAAGCUGCUAGCAAGGUUCUCGGAAGGUUAAGAGCAGUCUCAGAUACAACAGAGGAACUCACAGUGAUAAAAUCUUCCCUGAAAGAUGAAUAUCAGUACAGUUUUUGGGAUCUGUUUAGCUCAAAGGACAACAUGAGGACCCGAAUGAUGAUAGGCCUAACAUUGGUAUUUUUUGUACAAGUCACUGGCCAGCCAAACAUAUUAUUCUAUGCAUCAACUGUUUUGAAGUCUGUUGGCUUUCAAAGCAACGAGGCGGCUAGCCUCGCCUCCACUGGGGUUGGGGUGGUCAAGGUCGUCAGCACCAUCCCAGCCACUCUGCUUGUAGACCACGUUGGCAGCAAAACUUUCCUCUGCAUUGGCUCCUCUGUGAUGGCAGCUUCACUGAUGACCAUGGGCAUUGUGAAUCUCAACAUCCACAUGAACUUCACCAAUAUCUGCAGAAGCCACACUCCUCUCAACCAGUCCUUGGAUGAGUCUGCGUUUUAUGGACCAAGAAACCUGUCAGCCGGCAAUGACACUCUCAGAGAGCACUUUCAAGGGAUCACUUCCCACAGCAGCAGCUCACACAUGCCCAUGAGAAAUCACAUGGAUAAGAGGGGAGGGACGACCUCUGCAUCCUUACCAAAUGCUGGACUGAGCCAAACUGAAACCCAGGUAGUCACAGACCCUGCGGACGUCCCAGCUUUUUUGAAAUGGCUGUCCUUAGCCAGUCUGCUUGUUUAUGUUGCUGCUUUUUCAAUUGGUCUAGGACCAAUGCCCUGGCUGGUGCUCAGUGAGAUCUUUCCCGGUGGGAUUAGAGGACGAGCCAUGGCUGUAACUUCCAGCAUGAACUGGGGCAUCAAUCUCCUCAUCUCUCUGACAUUUUUGACUGUAACUGAUCUUAUUGGCCUGCCAUGGGUGUGCUUUAUAUAUACAAUCAUGAGUCUGGCAUCCCUGUUUUUUGUUGUUGUGUUUAUACCUGAGACAAAAGGAUGUUCUUUGGAACAGAUAUCAAUGGAGCUAGCAAAAGCUAACUAUGUGAAAAACAACAUUUGUUUUAUGAGUCAUCAGCAAGAAGAAUUAAUGGCAACACAGCUUCAAAAGAGGAAAACCCAAGAGCAGCUCUCGGAGUGUAAAAGUUUCUGUAGUAGGGAACAACCAAGGCAGCUUUCUCAAGAGACCUAAUGGCCUUGAAACCUUCCAAUAUUGAUACAGUAUAAGAACACUAGUAGGGUGUCUUCUUACCAGUGCAUAUUUGCCAUUCCCAAGUUUCCUACUCAGUGUCACGGAGCUAGUUUUAAAGGACACCCUGAAAUUAUAAAGACCACCUUUAAUCUCCUCUUUCCCAAAAGGAACUUUAAAAGGUAGAGGAGAUACAAGAUCCCAAGCAAUCUCUUUUUAUUCUGAGCAGCAUAUCAGGUUAAGUAAGACUGGUUACUUAAGGCUGGUUCAGUACUUUCCACCUUUUUCAGAGUAGCCUUUGGAAAACUAAAUCCUAGUGAUGAGAUCAACCUUUGCCUUAAGCUAUGUACAUAUAAAGGCCAGUAGCAGCUUUAUAUGCAGACAAACAAGUGGUCUGGACAAGACCUUACAGUUUUUGCCUACUAAGACACUACUUGCACUGGGUCUUAUAUAAAAAAGAACCAGGACACAAAAUGUGGACAAUUUAAUUGCACAUAUAUGUUCUAGCUUAGGAUAGGGUCCUGGCUUAGAAAUUUUUUUUUUUUUUGGUGGCUGGCAGGUGGCGAACCCUUGUCCUUGGUGUUACAACACCAUGCUCUAACUAAGUGAGCUAACCGGCCAACCCCUGGCUAGAAUUCUAGUGAUAAUUCCUAUUACGGUUCAACAAGUACAAAGAUUAUACAGCUUAUUUUAUAAAUUAUGAACUGCAAAUUAAUGCAAAAUAUCUAUCCUUUUAUGAAUUUCAUAUGAUAAAAUGUUAAAAUAAUUCUGCAAUAGUUGAGAAAAAUAAGCAUUUCUCCAUCUUUUUUUAAUAAAUAGGAAAGAACUUAAAGAUCCUGGGAACAUAUUUCUUUAGAAGUCGCUGUUAGUAAAAUACUAAAAAAGGAGUUAGGUCAUUGACUUUAUCAAAAUUUCUAAGUAAUUAAGUUUAUUAUUAAGUUAAGCCUAUAAAAAUUCUCUCCUUGGAAGUCCUUCAAUGAUAAUUUAUAGUAAUCCAUAGUUUUCCGCAAUUCUCCACACUCCUCAGGAAUAUCACUACCUCAGGUUAUAGCACACAGGCUGUGAUCAAUGCUUUCAGAUGACUGUAGACCUAAUAAAUGACAUUCAGACAUCAGGACAAUUCCCUCACUGUGUUCUUCUCUGUGAUGAAACAUAGAGAUGGCCAACUGUACCAGCAACUUGGGUUUCACUCACACAUGAUGGAUUGCUCUCUUCUGUAUUUCUGCAGUUGAAUUUUAAGACUUGGUAAGGCAUUUUCCAGUAGAAUUUGGAUAUGAUGAUUAAAAAAAUUCACAAAAAAGAAUCUUGAAUCACUUAAGUAGUAAUCCAUUAAACUACUAAUAUUAUAAGUUAUGGAACACAUGUAAGAAAAACAUGAACCACCUAUCCUGAAAAAGAAUAAAAUAUGAUGAACUUAAAGGAAGGAGAAUCCUAAGAGCCAAAACCCCUUUUUUUUAGCUUGGAAUUUUCUUACUGCCCCCUAACAAACUAUCCCAGUUUGAUAUAAAGGUUUAUGAUUCAUUCCAUUCCCUUAUAACAAAGUGGAAAGACUAUAAAUCUAAAUAAGCAAUAGUAAAACUAAUGUCAGAGACUCAGGAAAAUGACUAAAAGCCCUGGUUAUGAAAUAUUUAAAUUAACAUUGUCAAGGGAAAAUUAAAAAGAGAUUUGAGAUCUUAAUUCUAUAAUGGCACAUUUCGCAUGCAAGUUACAGCAUGCAUUGUUUUUUGUUUGUUUUGGAAAGAGAAGGCAAAGCGUGUUCUGCAGAGGAUCAAUUUAAGAACUUUAUUAUGAAUUUUUGGUGGAAUUGUAUGCCAAGAUUUAAAAAAAGAUCAAGAUAGCUUAUCAAUAUGAACUUUUUUCCUUUGCCAAGCAUCACAAAUUGUAAGAUAUUUAACAUAAUUGUUCCGUGUGUUUCCUUUGAAGAUCAAACACUACACACUUCAGCUAUUUCUUGGUUUAGGCAUUCAUUGUAAAUGGGCAGGAAAUUGUUCAUAAACCUAGCUGGUUUAUUACUAGUGAUUUUGACUUCAUUAAACAUUCUCUUAUAUUUUUCUUUUAUUAUCCUGAAUCUGUUAACUAACAAUUUUGACUUUAAACUAGUUUUCACCCAAAACCCAUGCCCCCAAACCAAAUCAAGGUUUUUGGUUUUCAAAAAUAAAAAGGGGGGAAUACUUUUAGUUUGUAUGUAUAUAUUCACAGUCUUUAUUUAUAUAAAAAAAAUUUACAGUACUUGUGGAAAGCCAGCAGAAGACAUCAGACACACUCAUUUCCUCUCAGUGUUAUUAAGUUUAGUACAUUACCCAUGGACACUUUGCCAAAUGGUGCUCACACAGCAGCUCUGAAACCAGACCUGGUUAGACUGUCUUUCCUCCCCUUUUCAAAUUUUGACAGGCUACUGAUUUGCCCAGUUUUCAAGCCAUUCAAAUACUGAAAAUGUUCCAUAAUCUGGAUCUGCACCUUAGCUAUACAAUGUUUUCCCCCUAUUCUAUAUUUAUUUUUUUAUGAACAUUGCAAAACAGAAGGUCACUUAUUACUGCUAAUUGAAACUAAAAAAAAUCUCAAAUUUUUAAAAGUCUGUCUAUAACUCUUUCACUGAAUUUUAUUCUCUGUAUUUAUGAGCUUAGCUAUCAUACUAGACCUUAAAAUGGAGCAAAUAAACACAAAUGUAAAAAAAAGAGAAUGAAAGUCUAAAAGUCAAAAUUAAAUCUUUCUUAAUAAAGAAAAUGGAAAAGUUAGCCUUUACCACCAUUUUUGAGGGAGUGAGAAGCAGGGUAUAGGAAAGCAUUGAGAAGAACGAGCAUAAAAAUAAACAUAAAAUAAAAAUGUAUUGUUCAGUGGAGUGCUACGGCUACAUUUUCAAGAUUUUAGAAUAUGAUAAGGAAAAUGUACUAAAUAUGAAGGUUAAGAUGUUGCAGUUUUUCACAAAGGUUUCAAAAUAUUUGGUAAUUCAGGUUUUCAUGGAAGAUGUGUUGGAAUAUUACCUGUAUUAAGUUUCUACUGAGAAGCUAAUUUGACUCUUCAUUUCUAGGUAAAAUCACUGUUGGUUUUUAUAUUAAACUCCUAAACCUAAGUGGUGGAGCACAACUGUGCCUUGGUCCUGUAUUACCAGUCAAGGGCUCAUGCGUGAGCCAGAGAGACACUGUUUCAUUAAUGCGUAUUUAUUAUAACUUUAAGAGUCGCCAUCCCACAUACUGAUAGUCACCCUUUAGCUCCAUUAAGUAAGACACAGCAAAGGGAAAGACAUCUCACAAAAUGGCUUUCAAGUUCAAGUUGAACUAUAUUAUAAUUAUACUGUGGCACAGAGGCAGCUUGUGGGCACUUCUUGUUAAAACGGCACAAUGUUAUCAACUUCUGACAAGACUCUUAGUUUAGCCUUGAGCACCAACCUAAGAUUAACGAGUCAAGAACCUCAAUCCCUUCCCUACAACUGUAGUUUAAUCUCUUCAGAAUAAUAAACAUACAUAGGAAGUACAACCCAUCACAGCUUCUUUCUCAAAACCACCUAGUGGGUAAGAGGUUUCUCUUUUUAAAACUACAAUUUCUUAACUUUUAAAAGUUAUUUAACAUUUUCUAUCAUAUUAAAUUAGCAACAUAAAACAUUAUCCUUUAUCUAUAAAGUUCUACUCCAGUUCCCUAGAGUUUAUAUACAUGUUAUUUCUAAUCUGCAAGAAAAAAAUUCCUAUAUGAUAUUUGGUUAACAGAGCAUUAAAAGAUGCUAUACACAUGUGGCAUGUACAUAUAUACAAAAUAUACUUCACAAAGAAGCUAACACACUUUAGCCAAGGUCUAAGCUUGCAUAGAUUAAAAAAAAAAAAAAAAAA
Molecule: messenger RNA, 5843 nt
Organism: Galeopterus variegatus (Sunda flying lemur)
Lineage: Eukaryota; Metazoa; Chordata; Mammalia; Dermoptera; Cynocephalidae
Gene: SLC2A12
Product: solute carrier family 2 (facilitated glucose transporter), member 12
Exons: 5
Coding region: 160-2025 (621 amino acids)
Biological process (GO): transmembrane transport
Cellular component (GO): membrane
Molecular function (GO): transmembrane transporter activity
Source: RefSeq, a predicted model, not a curated record